AUGGGGGUUGCAGGGGCUGCUCAUUCUUUGAUUAUGGAGUGUAUUUCGACUGCUACUUUUUCGAUCAACAUAAAUGGAUCUCCUCAAGGCUGUUUUCGAAGUGAAAGAGGUAUUCGCCAGGGGUGUCCUCUAUCACCCAGCUUGUUUAUCAUUUGCUCUCAAGGAUUGUCCAUUCUUAUGCAUCAAUUUGAACAACAAGGACUUUACCAGGGUUAUCAAAUUAACAGAAGAGCACCAAUCAUCUUACAUCUCAUGUUCGCGGAUGACCUAUUCUUCCUUGGUGAAAACACAAGAGUAAAUAUCCAAAAUCUAAAGAAAUUGCUUAAAGAAUAUGCGGAGAUGUCAGGUCAGUUGAUAAACUACGAUAAAUCUGCAAUUCACUUUAGCAAAGAAUUUCAAGCUUUGAUUUUUCUAAUUGACAAGGUUACUUCAAGAUUACCCGGCUGGAGAAUUCAUUUUGUUAACUCUGCAGGGAGAGCGUCGAAGAUGGAAUUAAGCAAAGAAUUUGGUGGACUGGGGAUUAAGAACAUUGAAUUGAUGAACAUUGCUCUAAUCUGCAAAUUGGUCUGGAUAUUCUUAGAGAACAAAGAUGCUAUGUGGGUUCAAUUGAUGAGUGCUAAAUAUAUGAAUGAAGUUUCAUUUUGGCUAGUCGAGAAACCUGAUAAAUGUUCAGCUACAUGGAGCAGUAUGCUAGAGGUACGUAGCAUUUUGGAGAAUAAAAUAUUCUGGCAAGUUAAUAAUGGUAACAAGAUCGACAUAUGGAAUGAUCCAUGGCUCCAACCAAGUAUGGAUCACCUUAUCGAAAGACCUACAACUCUGCCGAUCAAUAUUCAUAAGGUCUCUGACUUGAUGAUUACGAAUUCAAGGGAUUGGAAUAUACCUCUGCUGACUGAACUAUUUCCUCCUGAGACUGUUCGUCACAUCACUUCAAUAUUUUUAAGCAACGAAACUGAUUCUCAAGAUACUUUAAUUUGGGCUUGUGCUCCGUCAGGAAAGUUCUCUACUAAGUCCUGCUAUAAGUUGCCAUACUUGAAGAAGUAG
Messenger RNA from Papaver somniferum (opium poppy), 1041 nucleotides. RefSeq lists its product as uncharacterized. The transcript has 3 exons. The record is from RefSeq and is a predicted model, not a curated record. NCBI's taxonomy places the organism in Eukaryota, Viridiplantae, Streptophyta, Magnoliopsida, Ranunculales, Papaveraceae. The coding region runs from base 1 to 1041 and encodes 346 amino acids.